AUGUUUAACAGUCGGUUUUCUUGUAAGGUUGCCAACGACAUUGGGUAUCCGGUCAUGAUUAAAGCUUCGGCAGGAGGUGGUGGAAAGGGAAUGCGUAUAGCUUGGAAUGACAAGGAGGCCCGCUUUCCAAGCAAGAGGCGAAGUCUUCAUUUGGAGAUGAUCGUAUGCUCGUUGAGAAAGUUUAUCGAUAAUCCUCGGCACAUCGAGAUGCAGGUGCUCUGUGAUAAACAUGGAAACGCCAUUUGGCUAAAUGAACGUGAAUGUUCUAUUCAACGUAGGAAUCAAAAGGUGAUUGAAGAGGCUCCAAGCAGUUUCGUUAUUCCGGAGAUGCGUCGCAAGAUGGGCGAACAAGCAUGUCAGCUUGCAUUAGCUGUGGGAUAUGAUUCUGCAGGAACAGUAGAAUUCCUGGUCGACUCGAAAAGAAACUUCUAUUUCUUAGAAAUGAACACUCGUCUCCAGGUCGAACAUCCUAUCACUGAGUGCAUCACUGGAAUCGAUAUUGUGCAACAAAUGUUACGUGUCGCUUAUGGCCAUAAGCUUCCACUCACCCAAGACCAAGUUCCGCUGAACGGAUGGGCUUUCGAGAGCAGAGUUUAUGCCGAGGACCCCUACAAAGGUUUCGGUCUGCCGUCGAUUGGUCGUCUAUCCAAAUAUGUUGAACCUCGUCACAUUGCGGGCGUACGCUGCGAUUCAGGAAUUCGUGAAGGCUCUGAGAUUUCCAUCUACUAUGACCCACUCAUUUGCAAGCUCGUCACUCAUGGUGCAGAUCGUCAACAAGCCUUAGAGCGCAUGGUCGAAGCCCUCGACAACUACGUUAUCAGAGGUGUGACAAACAAUAUUCCUCUGCUUCGCGACAUUUGUCAAGAAGAGCGUUUCCGAUCUGGCAACAUUACCACUAAGUAUCUCCCUGAAACGUAUCCCGAAGGCUUCCAAGGAGCAACAUUGAAUGAAGACGAAGAAGAGACAAUAAUUGGCGUUGCAUCGGCAUUGAACGCCCGCAAACUUGCACGUGCGAAUAUGUAUCUGAAUCACGAACGUCAGACUUCUACUUCUGUAGACCCUUACACAAAACACUACAGGUUCACGGUACAAUUGCCAUCUCUCAAUGGUGAACAAAGAAAGAUUCACAACGUCGAGGUGUACUUCGAGAAUGCAGACCAAAACAAGGCCAGGGUUCUGGUUGACAAAAGAAAAAUCUCAGUCGAUGGAGAUCUCAAUCUUGCCCAUCCCGUCAUUCAUUUGAGUACUGGAGCAAAAGCAAAAAUAGCAACACAGAUUGUUGGUAAACGUGCAGGAGAGAUCACAAUUCUAUUCAAAGGCUCUCCGUUCAAAAUCAAAGUGCUACCUGAGCAGGCGCUGGAAUUCCUCAAAUACAUGAAGGAGAAACCCAAGGUCAGUAAACUCCAUAAUUUUCUUCAGCAGCUUUGCCUCAUUUUUGCCUUAUUUCUUCUUCUUAAGCUCGAUCUGUCCACGGUAGUGUUAGCUCCUAUGCCCGGCGCCAUCAAGUCGGUCUCUGCAAAAGUUGGCGAUAUGGUUAGCGAGGGUCAGGAACUUGUCGUCAUGGAGGCAAUGAAAAUGCAAAACAGCUUGCAUGCAGGGAAAACGGGAAAAGUGAAAACUGUAAAUGUGAAGGUUGGUGAUACCGUCGAUGAAGCGCAAGUGUUGGUAGAACUCGAAUAA
Ostertagia ostertagi is the source of this 1680-nucleotide messenger RNA. The record is from the annotation of a GenBank genome assembly. NCBI's taxonomy places the organism in Eukaryota, Metazoa, Nematoda, Chromadorea, Rhabditida, Trichostrongylidae.